Phalaenopsis equestris is the source of this 2036-nucleotide messenger RNA. RefSeq names its product beta-amylase 1, chloroplastic-like. NCBI's taxonomy places the organism in Eukaryota, Viridiplantae, Streptophyta, Magnoliopsida, Asparagales, Orchidaceae. Gene Ontology annotation, biological process: polysaccharide catabolic process. Gene Ontology annotation, molecular function: beta-amylase activity. The transcript is spliced from 4 exons. The record is from RefSeq and is a predicted model, not a curated record. Bases 147 to 1784 code for a protein of 545 amino acids.
CUGCGAGUGAUCAGUGGCUUUUUUGAAUCUUUGCGAGCUCUCGCGAAAAAAUAAGGCAAAACAAAGCACGAUUCAUCGCGGACCGCGUUGUGAACCGUAAAUUUUAGAAAAAGUACUCCUCUCUCCGAGCUCUCCCUCUGCCCCCAAUGGCGGUGAUCUCGCUAUCAAGUAUUUUCGCCGCUUUCGGUUGCCGCUUCAUAGAUCGGCGAUUCCCUCUUGUUCGGCGCCGCUCCAACCCACCCCGCCUCGCCGUUUCAUCCCGCUUGUUCUCCUCACGAUCGUCUCCCUCCGGUACCAACGGAUUCCUCGAUGACCCACCUCCGUCCUCCUCGGGCGGCGAUGUGUUGUACACUGGAGCGCCUCCUUCGCCGCGGUCCACCGAAGGAGUGCCGGUGUUUGUCACGCUCCCUGCGAACGUCGUUGGUCAUGGGAGCCGGAUUGGGAAUCGAAAGGCGAUGGUGGCGUCGUUGAAGGCUCUCUCGCUGGCUGGUGUGGAGGGUGUCGUUGUGGAAUUAUGGUGGGGGAUCGUGGAAGGGGAGGCUCCGGGUGUCUAUGAUUGGAGAGGCUACGCGGAUUUGGUGUCAAUGGCCAGCUGCCACGGUCUUAAGGUGCGGGCUAUCAUGGCUUUCCAUCAAUGCGGAUCGGGACCUGGUGAUCCUUGCUGGAUUCCUCUUCCAAAGUGGGUGCUUGAAGAGAUGGAUAAAGAUCCAGAUUUAGCUUCUUUAGAUAGGUUUGGACGAAGGAACAAAGAGUACCUCUCAUUGGGCUGUGAUAAUCUUCCUGUUCUGAAGGGUCGAUCACCCAUUCAAGCUUAUUCAGAUUUUAUGAGGAGCUUCCGAGAUACUUUUAAGCACUAUCUUGGAAUUGUAAUAACAGAGGUCCAAGUAGGGAUGGGCCCAGCUGGUGAACUCAGGUAUCCUUCAUGUCCUUCUGAGAAGCUAAAGCGACCAAGCAGUCCUCCUGAACUGGGUGAAUUUCAAUGCUACGACAAGGUUAUGCAUGCACCACUGAAGGCGUGUGCACAGAAAAUUGGGAAGCCCGAAUGGGGUCAUGGCGGCCCUCUCGGUGCUAGUAACCUCACGCAGAAUCCAGAAGAGACUAGUUUCUUUAGGAGUAAUGGUUCUUGGAAUUCUGACUAUGGAAAAUUCUUUCUAGAAUGGUACUCAGGUCUGUUGCUUCUUCAUGGAGAGAUUUUAUUUAUGGCGACAAGUGCAAUAUUUCUCCAUACCGGUGUAAAGCUUUUUGCAAAAGUAGCAGGGAUAUUCUGCCAUUAUCUUACUUGUUCCCAUCCAUCUGAAUUAACUGCUGGCUAUUACAACACUCUAACCAGAGAUGGCUACCUUCCUGUGGCACGUUUGUUCAGUAAAUAUAAAAUAAUCUUGUGCUGCCCCUGCUUUGAGAUCCAAGAUCCUGAGGAACUUAACGGCUCUAAAAGUAGCCCAGAAAGCUUUCUGAGACAACUCGUAUAUGCUGCUAGAAUGCAUAACUUACCACUCUCAGGUGAAAUUUUUGGACCUAUAUUAGAUGAUAAAUCAGUAAACCAAGUUAUUAAGAAUUCCAAACUUCACUCUGUUGGUUCUUAUGAGCCCCCCUUGUCCUUCAACUAUGUUCGAAUGGAUCGUCAGUUAUUUGACCCCCAUAAUUGGCCUCGAUUCAGCCAGUUUGUGAGGCAGAUGUCGAAUUCCAGGACUUUCCAGGCAAAGGUGGAUUUUAGAGUGAGGGAUCAAUACCUCUUUUCUUGUUCUGCAACUGAGGAAUUCUCAAGAUCUCUUUCCUUUUAUUGAGAAGAUUAUCAGCUUCGAUGUGGCAUCGGUACAUAUGUUACUAUUCCCUUGCAUUAUCUUUCAAGAUUCUUCUGGCAUAUUUUUUUUGUUCACAAGCAUUGAUUGCAUGCAAUAUAUUGUUCAUAAGCUCUUGAAAGAUAGGUUUAUUUUUUGUUGCUGGAUUGGUCUAAUGGAGUUAUUAUUUGAGUUCUGUAGUUGUAGUGAUACAGUGUAGCUUCAAAUUGUUUAUUAAAAUUAUGUAAUUUCUGAUUA